AUGCACUUCAAGAUCACGGUCACUCUCCAUGCAUCAAGGGUGGAUAGGUGGAUCCGCGCCGUCAAGAGGGAUUUCCUCGACGCCGCACCAAUCAAGUGCGUGGGCUUGGAUUGCGAGUUCACCGACCAUCACGAGGGUAGAGAUAAUCAGCGCGUCGCCGUCCUUCAACUCUCGGUGGCGACCGAUAAUUUGGUCUUUCAAAUUUGUUGGGCUGAUGAAGUGCCGCAAUUUCUCAAGGAUUUCUUGCAAAACAAGACAAUCAGAUUCUGCGGCGCAGCUAUCCACAAAGAUGUGGAAAUGAUGCGUUCCUACGGAGUUAAUAUUCCGUCUGCGUUCGACCUCCAAAAGAUAAUCCCGAACCCCCCAAAAAUCUCAUUCUGA
Molecule: messenger RNA, 381 nt
Organism: Lolium perenne
Lineage: Eukaryota; Viridiplantae; Streptophyta; Magnoliopsida; Poales; Poaceae
Biological process (GO): nucleobase-containing compound metabolic process
Cellular component (GO): nucleus; cytoplasm
Molecular function (GO): 3'-5' exonuclease activity; nucleic acid binding
Source: RefSeq, a predicted model, not a curated record